Eurytemora carolleeae is the source of this 1185-nucleotide messenger RNA. RefSeq lists its product as uncharacterized. The record is from RefSeq and is a predicted model, not a curated record. Lineage: Eukaryota; Metazoa; Arthropoda; Copepoda; Calanoida; Temoridae. The coding region runs from base 312 to 965 and encodes 217 amino acids. The transcript has 6 exons.
AACUUUACUGUAUUUCACGGAAACUCUUUAUUCUAUUUUAGUAACGAGUGAAUUAACUCUUUGUUAAAGUGCAAGAACUCUUUACCAUGUAUCUGACCAAAAACAAGUUUAACUUUUUACUAAAGUGGAAUUAACAUUAAGUGAAUUGUAAAUAUCUGAAAGAGAGCUAAAAUAAGAUAUUUAAAAUUGAGUUAAAGAAUGCUUAAAUGUAUCUUAAAGUUAGUUAAAGUGAGGUAUUUUAGUGAUAUUUGUAUAAAAAAAUGAAGUUAUACGAAAUGAAAAGAGUUGUUGAGAUUAAAUUCUAGUAUAAAAUGAAUGAGGAGUUGAGAGAACACAGUACUGUAAUUUGGAAUAUAAACAAACAGGUUUUACUACAAGCAGAGAAUGACCCCCAAGGGCCUGGUGGGCCCGCCCCCCUACCCUCCUCAGAAGGAACUAACCACGCUCCUAUCCGUCCAACCAGGAGUAAACAUUCUCCCCCUUCAUCCAGACCUAGCUCACAAUAUAAUCAUCAGUUAAAGGGACUGGGCAGUGUUGAUGAGGCGUGGCAGAACCGAGAGAAGUGGGCGGAGUUCCGUCUUUACCUGGCAGCAAUAGAGGAGGGGCGGGACAGUGAGGAUAGACCUAUUCUGGCAGAUAGAUACGCAAUAUUUGUUGAGCUGUACGCAGAUCUUGACGCAGCUGAACGAAAUGAUGAACCCGUCAGUUCAAGGUUGAACUUGUUCAAACAAAUUACGCAGCAUGACGAACAGUUCUUUGGAAGAGAGAGAUGCUUAAAGUGCCUGGACAGCGGUAAACGUGGUGAAGUAUUAAAGGGGAUAAAGGGGGUCAAUUCAGGAGGUGCACCCCCUUCCACACAGGUUUUCAUCCAUGUAUAUCCAAGGGUUGUAGACAGGCUAAGUGAACUUCUUGGCAAUUAUCAGAAUUCAUUGAUCGAAAAAACAAACCAAGCAGAAAACAGAUAGCUGAGCAGAACACACAGAUAGCUGAACAUAACAUACAGAUAGCUGAGCAUAACAUACAGAUAGCUGAGCAUAACACACAGAUAGCUGAGCAGAACACACAGAUAGCUGAGCAGAACAUACAGAAAGCUGAGCAGAACAUACAGAUAGCUGAGCAGAACAUACAGAUAGCUGAGCAGAACAUACAGAUAGCUGAGCAGAACACACAGAUAGCUGAGCAUAA